Lepisosteus oculatus (spotted gar) is the source of this 2940-nucleotide messenger RNA. RefSeq names its product ribose 5-phosphate isomerase A (ribose 5-phosphate epimerase) (gene rpia). Gene Ontology annotation, molecular function: ribose-5-phosphate isomerase activity. NCBI's taxonomy places the organism in Eukaryota, Metazoa, Chordata, Actinopteri, Semionotiformes, Lepisosteidae. Gene Ontology annotation, cellular component: intracellular membrane-bounded organelle. The record is from RefSeq and is a predicted model, not a curated record. Gene Ontology annotation, biological process: D-ribose metabolic process; pentose-phosphate shunt, non-oxidative branch.
UUGCACGACUUCCUGAGGUAGUGGAGGCCGGCGAGGCAAGGGGGCUGGAUUAUGAGGUUACAAAGGGAAAUCUGUGAGACUCUCGCAGCUGGCUUUCUGGGGAGGCCGGGGAGUCUUGGCAGGAAGAUAUUCGCCGAGGGACACGUGUUUUCGUGUAGGCGCUUCUGCUGCGGGAGGAGAACCAUGGCUGAAAAUGCAAAGAAGCUGGCCGGCUAUGCUGCCGUGGACAAUCACGUGCAGAACAACCAUGCUGUUGGUGUGGGCAGUGGCACUACUGUCGUCUACGCUGUGGACAGGCUGGCGGAAAGAGUGCGACAGGAGAAGCUGAACAUCGUCUGUGUCCCAACAUCCUUUCAGGCCCGUCAGCUGAUUCUACAGAAUGGUUUGACCCUGACUGACCUUGACCGGCACCCUGAGCUGGACGUGGCGAUCGAUGGAGCAGAUGAGGUCGAUGUGGAUCUCAACCUGAUCAAGGGAGGCGGGGGCUGUCUGACUCAGGAGAAGAUUGUCGCUGGUUGUGCCAAACGUUUCAUUGUCAUCGCUGACUACAGGAAGGACUCCAACACCCUGGGGCAGCAGUGGAAGAGAGGGGUUCCAGUCGAGGUCAUCCCCAUGGCUCAUGUGCCUGUUGCUAAGGAGAUAGAGCGCAGGUUUGGGGGCGUGGCAGAGCUUCGCAUGGCUGUUAGUAAAGCGGGCCCAGUGGUGACGGACAACAGCAACUUCAUUUUGGACUGGAAGUUCGAUCGGGAACACAACUGGAAGGAGGUGAACACGGCCAUCAAGAUGAUUCCAGGCGUGGUGGAGACAGGGCUGUUCAUUGGCAUGGCAGCACGCGUGUAUUUUGGAAUGCAGGAUGGCUCUGUGAAGAUAAAAGACUCGCCGCACCACUAAGAGGCACACAGAUGGCGCAGCACCUGCUGUCUCAGCCCACAGCUCACCUGAAGUGCCUAUCUGGACCAGUCAGUCUGCCCUCCAGCUCCACAUCGCCAGCGAACUUCUCAAGACCGGCUGUAUGGCCUCCUCUUGUUUGGACUUGUUCUUAUGGAUGGGCGGUUGCCUUCUUUUUCUUCUUUUUCUUUGCAGCAGAGUCCUGGGAGAUGUCUCGGGACAAUAUUUAGCACUCUGAAGUGGCCUUGUUCUCCACAUUUCAGUGGUUGCCAGUUGGUGGUCUCUUAGCUGGUCUACCCAGUGCCUGCACUCUUCUAUGAAGAGGAGGGGCAUCUGUGGUCUGUGACCUGUGACCUCAGCUCCACAGGUUUAGCCUAUGUCAGUUUUGCCUUAGUUUCCAGCUUAUAGCUGGAACUCUCCAGUCUGGACAUCCUGCCGCUGGCAAGAGUACAGAGGUGUGCCACUCAGGCCCCCCUCAUUUUAUAUUGCUUGGGCACAGAGGUCCCUAAUGUUCUUGAAAUCUUGGUUCAGAUGCACUUUUUGUUUUAAUUCUUUUCACUAUUCCCAAAGUUUCACAUAUGCACGUAAAUCUGUAUUUCUUCGUCUUUUGUGUGCCUUGUCGUAGUUUUAGACUGUAGUGAUGAGACUGUCCCUUUGAGUGCUUCUCUACUUUUUUACACAGCUGCAGCUACUCCCAGCCAGUGCGAUCUCUGUAUGUGUGCAGUAUAAAACACUUAACUUGUGCCUCCGGUUGAUGUCCAUGUCAGCACUGGCUGCAGCCCUUCAGAAAGUCUGUAGAAGACCAGAUAAAGAAUGCUUCUUAGUAACCUUACUAUCAUUUGCAGGCUAGGAUUCGUGUAUCUGCGACACGUUAUCCUCAAGGUCACACGGAUCUCUGUGUGGCAAAACAAAAGUUGUUCAAAUGUUCUACAGCAGUGUAAUUAUAUGGACUGUAAUUUUCUAUGUCCAAGGGGAGGAAGUUCCUUAAACCUGAAAUCCAGUAAAUUUUACCUUAAAAAUAACUUGGUAUAUUAAUGUUGUAACCCUUCUGUAAAUAAUUUGUUCUGGCCUGAAAUCAUUCCUUUUUUGUUGACUAAUUCAAUCCCCAAACAAACCUUGCACUGGAGCUAAAGGUUAAGGAAACCUGCCUGUACAAAAUACCAAAUGCAUGUACUUUGAAUGUAUACUUGUACUGAAUACUGUUUUAUUGAUGAAGCGAUUAUAUGCUGUGCCUAAUAGUGUUGUCCUUGUAGAGCACUGUGGGAGUGGCCUUGUCUUGAGUGCUCUGAAGUCUGGUUCACACAGCAGUGAGCAGACAUUUCCUGAUAAGACCAGCCUUCAGAGUCUGAGGUGUGAGGUGUGGUAGAGAGGAAGUCGUAGGGGUUGCACACAGACCUGGCAGCGUGUCCCUGAGCUUCAGUAUUCUCCCAUCCAGAACGGCAGUCAUGCUGACAAGGACUGAACCAGCCCUGUAUCAACCAGCAUGCACAGCAGCAGAGUGUAAUCAGCCUGCUGAGUAAUGUUCAGAAGUAUGCUUGAGCUUCACAGGUGCAAGAGCACAUAGAACACAGCUCAUUCUUAUUCCUGGACAUUUUUGGGCUGAAAUCUGUAAAUUGACUUGCUACCAGCAUUCACAAAACUAGAAAAUAAGCUUGUGGUUUGGAUGGAGGCCUUUUCUUGCCACCUUGGUUUCGUAGUUGUCUCCACCUACAAAACCUGAUGUUGCAUGUCUCCAAGAGCAUUUUCUCUCUGUCCCUGAAUUCUCUCACUUCCUCUCAGGCCACAAGAGGACAGGGGGGUAAGAUUACUUUGGGCGCAUUGCCCUGGCAGCGCUGAACUGGCCUUGUUCUGGAAAUCCUGAUUGUUGUUCCGUGACAGCACUGGGAAAUGGUUUCACCAUAUCAAGUUCACAGAAAGCUGGUUUGGGAAGCUGGUGGUUUAAAUGGUUUUAAGUUUCAGACCAUGAGUUUCGUUGUGUGCUGCCAGUUCAGCUUGCUGUGAAGUGUUAAAUCUCUGCAGUGGGCUACAAUAAAGGACUCUUAACUGUGCAAA